GUAUGGUUGGUAAGACCGCAACGCGCUUGUUUUGAUCAGAAGUGUCUGCUAUAAAAUUGGACAGCUUCAUUCGCUGAGGAUAUAUUUCACUCAAUCAAAAUCAAAAUGAGUUUUCUUCGCCGUUGUCAUCAAAGAAAAUGCUCCGCCUUUAUGAAUUCUUGUGUGAGGCAAAAUUGUCGAUCAUUCACAAAAAUUGCUGCUCUGUUAGAAUCGAAAGCAGUGGGAAGUCGGAUGACGGUACAGGGUUGGGUGAAGUCAAAGCGUAAAAUGAAGUUGGUUACCUUCAUUGAUGUCUCCGAUGGAUCUUCUUCUGAAAAACUUCAGAUUGCUGUAACAAACGAAGUACCGCCUCAGAUUGAUGUUGGAGCAUCUGUUAAAGUUGAUGGGAUCGUCCAGUCAUUUGGAAAAAAAGGCCAAAUAGAACUGUUGGCAGAAUCUGUGGAACUGAUCGGACCUUGCAAUCUUGAAGAUGGUUACCCAUUUGCCCCUAGGAAAACUUAUUCAAUGGAAUACAUCCGUCAGAAACUUCUGUACCGUCCCCGUACUAAUUUAUUUAGCUCUGUGUUGAGAUUACGAAGCAAUGCUGCCACUGCGUUUCGUAACCAUUUGAAUGCUGAAGGAUUUUACGAAGUGAAUGCACCAAUUCUUACAUCAAGUGAUUGUGAAGGUGCAGGAGAGGUUUUCUCAGUGAAACCCAACAACCAGGAACUCCUUAAGCAAAUGGCUAAAGAAGGACAAUCUCAAGAGUGUGCUUUCUUUAAUUCCAAAGUUUAUUUAAGCGUGUCUGGACAGAUGCACCUAGAAGCUGCAGUAAGGGGUCUCAGUCAUGUUUAUACAUUCGGGCCAACAUUUAGGGCCGAAAAUUCAAAAUCACGAUUACAUUUAGCAGAAUUUUACAUGUUGGAAGCUGAAGAAAUUCUAUAUAACAACAGUAUAGAAACUGUAAUAAGUACCAUUGAAAAGAUGCUUAGAAAUGUAACUCAAUGUUUGUUAGACUCAAGUAUGGCUGAUUUAGAAUCCGUGAGAAAUGUUCAAAUCCAACAGAAAAAGAGUGCACGAGAUGUUGUGGAGUAUGAGGCUGAUCCUUUAGAUGUAGAAAAUAUUCAGAAAACUUUCCUUUCAAGUUCACCAUACACCAUCAUGACUUACAGAGAAGCUAUGGACAUCCUGUCUAGUUCUAAAAAUAAAUUCAAAUCAAUGCCUAAAUUUGAAGAUGGACUUACCAAAGAACAUGAGCUUUAUCUUGUUAAACAUAAUAAAAAUAGACCAAUAUUUGUCAUUGAGUGGCCAGUCCAUUUAAAGGCUUUUUACAUGAAAGCAUCAAAAGAUGGAUCAAUGGUGGAGGCUUUGGAUCUUCUGGUGCCAAUUGUUGGUGAACUUUGUGGAGGAAGUGUCAGGGAAAAUGAUCCACAGAUCUUGUCUUCCAGGAUGAAGAAGUUGGGAGUGGAAGAGACGCUGUCGUGGUACACCGAUUUGCGUAGAUUUGGCAAUGUUAGCACUGGUGGGUUUGGUCUGGGGUUUGAAAGGUAUUUGCAAUGUUUACUCAACAUCACCAACAUAAAAGACGUUACACCCUUUCCCCGAUGGCCACACAACUGUCAAAUGUAGUGUUGGACUUUUUUAGAUUAUUUUUAUUGAUUGUUAUUGAUUUUGUUUUUGUACUACAUUAAAAUAUUCUAUGCUAAUAGAAA
Molecule: messenger RNA, 1691 nt
Organism: Thrips palmi
Lineage: Eukaryota; Metazoa; Arthropoda; Insecta; Thysanoptera; Thripidae
Gene: AsnRS-m
Product: probable asparagine--tRNA ligase, mitochondrial
Exons: 5
Coding region: 106-1608 (500 amino acids)
Biological process (GO): asparaginyl-tRNA aminoacylation
Cellular component (GO): mitochondrion
Molecular function (GO): nucleic acid binding; asparagine-tRNA ligase activity; ATP binding
Source: RefSeq, a predicted model, not a curated record